CUGUGGUCAAUUUCCAGCAGAUUUGCGCUGGAGGACCUAGAAAUACCUAGAGAGAACAUAUUAAUCAAAGCUGCAAAUGUGGAGAGUGGACUGUAUAUUGCACACUCCCUAAUACUUCAUUAUAUUUCAUAUGUCCAAUAGGUCCUUUGCUUUGUAGCUGAGGUGAAGCUGCUUUGAACGGCUGAGAGAAAUGCUGUGUACAUUCCUCAUUUCCUGGUGGGGUCUGAGUUCUGGUUGCGUAGAAUUCUGCCUGUGCAGCAUGGUUCAUCCCCCAGUGUACAGGAGAUGCGCUCUGUAGUAUCAAUGAACCUUUGCGUGCUCCCAGGGUUUGUUUGUCUGUCCUGUUCCUGCAUUGUUACCCCACCAGCUUAGAACAGAGCUCACCCAUAUUGCUAAUGAAAAUAUAACCUUCAGAACAGCUUUCUUCUUCUACAGGGGCCUCCGCUCCUCUUUCUUUUCCUCUGCCUGGCAGCCCCAGCUCUCUAGGGUUUCAGACAAAGGGCUUUUCUCAUCACCUGCUCCCUGAUCCAUUUUGAACUGGAGAUGCCAAGUACUGAACCUGGGGCUUUUCUGUGCACAGUGCAUGCUGGCUGAGCUCUGGCUGCUCACUGCAUAGACACACUGGUGGCUAUGGUGGAAGUCCAGCUUGAUGCAGACCAUGACUACCCGCCAGGGCUCUUGAUAGCAUUCAGUGCCUGUACCACUGUACUAGUGGCCGUCCAUCUCUUUGCCCUCAUGAUAAGCACUUGCAUCCUCCCCAACAUUGAGGCCGUGAGCAAUGUGCACAACCUCAAUUCUGUGAAGGAGUCGCCCCACGAGCGCAUGCACCGACACAUCGAGCUAGCUUGGGCCUUCUCCACCGUCAUCGGGACUCUGCUGUUUCUGGCGGAGGUCGUCCUGCUCUGCUGGGUCAAGUUCCACCCGUUGAAGAAGAAGACAGGUGACGGCAGCCGGGCUAGCAAUACCACUAUCACAGCUGGUGAGGCGGCAGCUAUCACUUCCACCACCAUCAUGGUUCCCUUCGGUUUGAUAUUCAUUGUAUUUGCGGUCCACUUCUACCGGUCGCUGGUGACGCACAAGACUGACCGUCAGUUCCAGGAACUGAAUGAACUCGCCGAGUUUGCUCGACUGCAAGAUCAACUGGACCACAGAGGCGACACCCUGCCGCCUCCGGGCAGCCAUUUUGCAUAAAAAAAAACCUAACCCAAGAAUUAUUGCUCUUUUUUUUAAGCAAGUACAAAGUGCAAAUAUUUCUACUGUGUACUCUUGACUCCCUUGUGCAUGAAUUUGGCUGGACUGUGGCAUUCUGUUUGGAAAGAGAGAUUAGUAGUACUGUACCCUAAGCUUUUAGUGCUCUUAAAAAAGAAAACAGUGGUCUGUUCUAGUAACAUUUUGAAGGACUAAACAGGCACAAAUGCCCAAGGAGUAUUUCUGCCAUGUUGCCCACAGGCCCCUGCUUUUUCCAGUUUCAUGCAGGUUGUUUUCUUUGAAAAGGUGAUUCAUUGGGGGGUGGGAGGGGUGGACAUUCUUUGCAGUCAAAGUGGGGUAGUGGGGGAUGAAAUUAAAGCCUUGUAAGCAAGGAACAUGUUUUUACACUGUUUAACAGUGAACAUGGUGAACAGUGCACAACCUGAACACAAAAUGAAAGUCUCCAGAUGCUAGUUUGGAAUCAUCCACAGGCUGCCUGAAACCCCAAGAGAGUAGGAGUAGGAGACAGAUACUGAGCUGUAGGUAUGGCAGGGUGCUGCUGAAACAGAACAACUCUCAGCAGAACAAUUCAGCUUCCCAGAUCUUAGCCUUCGUUUUUGGUAAAUGAAAGGUUGUGUCUCUAGUCCUCAUGGAUGCAACGGUAUGUUUAAAAGCACACAAGCAGUGCCUGUUAAUAUCUAGAAAGCUUGGGGAGUGGCUGACUUUUAGAGUGAUGAAUUAUAGCCCUCCGAAAUUCCCAAAUCAUUCCCAUAACUAGCAGAAGAGCAAUGGAACGGUGCAAAAUCAGAGAGUUUGAACAAAUUGGCUUUUGAUUGGCAAGGAUUAUGCAGAAUUGAGCUUUUGUACUGGCAAAAUGUGGGUUGUUCCUCAUACAUGUUUGGUUUGUUUCUGUUAAGGAAAGAGUAAAGUAUAAUGUUAGAGAAAGAGAGGUGGAGAGGAAGCAAGAAGUACAAAAAACACGUUAACAGUUAAAGGCUGCAUUCCUGAACAACCUGGCCUAAGGGUAAGGCCCACUAAACACAGUGGGAUUUACUUCUAAGUAAAUAUGCAUAAGGUGGGAACAGUAUGGAAAAUAAAUAUUAUUUUUCUCUGUUGGGCUGGGGAAUACCACCACAGCAAGGAUGUUGUGCAUGGAUGACUCCCAUAAUCCCCAUUCAGUGUGGCCUGUGGCUUUGAUGGCUGAGGAUUCUGGGAGUUGUAGUCCAGACAGUAAAUUUCCCACGUUGUAAUCAUAGCUUGGCUUGGUAAGAAAUUUACAUUUGAAAGAUAUCCUCUUUCAGGCCUUGUUGCCACAUAUUACAACUUUAUUUUAUAUACUGUCCUUUUGUAUAACUUGAAUUGGGUAACUUGACAGCUGUGAGAUGGGCACUGCAAGCAGUUUAGAAAAAAUAUGUUUUUAAUGGCUGCAGCUUCUCUGGAGGUGUAGUUUAAUAAAGGGCUUGGAAGCACUCUGACUAGUAAAACUAGACUUAAUAAAUUUAGUUAAUUGAGUUAAAUUAUAUAUAUUUUUUAAAAAAAUCAGUGUUAGGUCCCUAGGUUGAGAAAGUUAAUAGAUGCCAAGUGGGGAGAGUUAGCUAGUAGCAGAAGUGUGAAGGGCUCAGAGGAAAACUAGAAAAAAACAGGGGAAAUGGAGUAGGAGAAGAGGUGUGUUUUGCUUUUGUGAAGAAAAUAGUAAAACUUUCUUGUUCUCUUUUUUUUUUCCCUGGGAAAAAAAGGGGGGGGGGGGGGCUUUCCCCUCAUUUUUUCCUCCAGGCCUUUACAUCUCUACCUAAUGGUUAGAGGGAACAGAAACUUCAGUGCAAGUGCAAUCAAAUCCCUCUUCAUUGUGGAAAAUCUUUCUCCUCUGGCAAUAGAAUCCAGGCCUGUUUGGGGUUUCAGAAGAAACUGUAGAGUGAUUGCUCAAGAGCUAAGGAUUUUAUAUGUAUAUAGCAAGUGCCAGAUUUCACUUCAACGAAUCGUGAAUGUAGCUUUCCUGGGAACCUCCAGAAGUGUGGGAUUUAGGUCAAAUAAAUAAAAUAACUUUUUAAAGGUAAACGUAGGAAGCUUUCUUAAUGCCAGCUCAGUUCCUUAGGCUUCAAAUGGAGAAGAUUUCCCCCCCAAUCUGCGCUAGGAUUCUUUCUUGAAAUCUGGAACUUGGACAUACAAAAUAGCUUGACCUCUGAACCUGAGGGGUGACAAGUACCAGGAUAAUUGUAAUUAUUGGUUUUUAAACCUCCGUUCUUUAGGGUUUAUCAGCUCAAAUAGACAGGGGGAGCUUAAGAAGGGUGAGGAUGGAGGCAGGGGCAAACUGUGAAAGACUAUGUGUUUUUUUCAGCUACAGAAACUUUGGCUCAGUUACAUUAAACUAUUGGCGUAGGAAGAAUGUGCCAAUGGAUUUGUUUAACCCCCUCAGGCCCCAAGGAAUCACCAGAGAGUGCAUGAUGGACUGCUUGCUGAAUUCUGACUGAG
This is a messenger RNA of Sceloporus undulatus (fence lizard), 3657 nucleotides long. RefSeq names its product ORAI calcium release-activated calcium modulator 1 (gene ORAI1). The transcript has 3 exons. Lineage: Eukaryota; Metazoa; Chordata; Lepidosauria; Squamata; Phrynosomatidae. Bases 631 to 1191 code for a protein of 186 amino acids. The record is from RefSeq and is a predicted model, not a curated record. Gene Ontology annotation, molecular function: store-operated calcium channel activity. Gene Ontology annotation, biological process: store-operated calcium entry. Gene Ontology annotation, cellular component: membrane.